CCGGGGACUGGUCGCGAGGAGCUGCUGCAGCGCUUCAGGAUCGGAAAGCGAACCCGGAGCCAGUGGAACCUGCGGGGUAAAGGCGAGUCAGGAUGGAGCGGAUGAGCGAGGAGACCCUGCGGAUGAACCUGCUGAAGCGCGGCCUGGACGCCCCCGAGGAGCGGGACGAGGCUCUGCCCAAGCGGCUCAAGAUGGAGGGCCACGAGGCCAUGGAGCGCCUCAAGAUGCUGGCCCUGCUCAAGCGCAAGGACCUGGCUGGUUUGGAGGCGGGCGCCACCGGGGUCCCGGGGGAGGCCAAGGGCUCCCCGGGAGGGGGCCAGGGCCUGACGGGGCCUGUGUGCUACGAGGAGAAGAUGAACGGGAGCCUGCGCGGCGGGUCGGCCGCCCACGGGGGCGUGGGGAAGAGCGGGAAGGAGAACAUGGGGGACGAGCCCGUGGACAUGAGCGCCAGGCGGGGUGAUGUGGACAGAGAGCGCAACACCCCCUCUCCAGAUGUGAUAGUCCUGUCAGACAACGAGGCCUCCAGCCCCAGAGGGUCCUCACGUGCCGAGGAGAGGCUUAGAGCUGCCAGUGUGGAGAUGUUCAAGGGUAAGAGCGGCGAGGAGCGGCAGCAGAUGAUCAAGGCCCUGAGAGAGGAGCUGCGCCUGGAGGAGGCCCGGCUGGUGCUGCUGAAGAAGCUGCGGCAGAGCCAGAUGCAGAAGGAGAACCUGGUGCAGAAGGUGCCGGUGGUGCAGAACGCCGCCUCCUCUGUGCAGCCGCCCCCCAUUCACAGCUCCCAGGGGAUGAGCAAGCUGCCCAUGCGGCCCGGCCUCCACACCCCGGAGCCACAGAACCUCCGCACUGUACAGGGUCAUACGGUGAUCAGAUCAGCCGCCAAUGCCUCCCUCCCUCCAAUGAUGAUGUCUCAGCGGGUCAUCGCCCCCAAUCCCGCCCAACUGCAGGGCCAGAGGGUACCCUCCAAGCCUGGCAUGAUGCGAUCCACCACUGGAAACAUCAACAAUGCUGUCAGCUACCAGACGGCCUCCAACCAGCAGGUGUCAGCCCCCCAGCGAUCUGGAUCCUCUGCCAUCUACAUGAACCUAGCCCACAUGCAGGCAGCCGGGGCCAGCGGAGUUGGAGGGGUGGUAGGCGUGGGUGCCGUGAGUCCCUCACCCCUGCCCAGCCCAGGGGCGGGGUCCUUGUCAGACUCGGUCAGCAGCCAGGCGGCUGCCAAGCUGGCCCUGCGCAAACAGCUGGAGAAGACCCUCCUAGAGAUCCCACCGCCGAAACCGCCUGCACCUUUGCUGCACUUCCUGCCCUCAGCAGCCAACAGCGAGUUCAUCUACAUGGUGGGGCUGGAGGAGGUGGUGCAGAGCGUCAUCGACAGCCAGGGUAAACUACGUCCGCCACUGUCGCGCAUGGAGCCCUUCAUAUGUGCCCAGUGCAGGACGGACUUCACCCCGCAUUGGAAGCAGGAGAAGGGCGGGCGCAUCCUUUGCGAGCUGUGCAUGACGUCCAAUCAGAAGAAGGCCUUAAAAGCGGAGCACACCAACCGGCUGAAGAACGCCUUUGUUAAGGCCCUACAGCAGGAACAGGAGAUUGAACAGAGGCUCCAGCAGCAGGCUGCCCUGUCCCCUAGCUCUGCCCAGACUGUCCCCAGCGUCAGCAAGGCUGAGACCAUGAUCCGGCACCACGCGCUCAGACAGACCUCCCAGCCACAGGCCUCCCAAUCACAGGCCUCUCUCCAGCGGGGCCUCACCAGCUCUGCCCGGGGGGUGCUGUCCAACUUUGCCCAGGCCUCCCAGCUGUCGGUGGCCAGCGGCCUCCUGGGCAUGGCGGGCAAGCAGCGCUGUGGAGGCGGCGGCAGCCGGGCGCAGCACGAGAGCAGACGCCAGCUCUACAACAUCCCUGGGGUGAACAUUGCUUACCUGAACCCAGGAAGUGUUGGGGGGCACAAAGCAUCCAGCCUGGCCGACCGACAGAGGGAGUACCUGCUGGACAUGAUCCCCCCUCGAUCCAUAUCGCAGUCCAUUACUGGACAAAAAUAGGCCCCCCCCUUCUCCCCACACACACACUGCAACGCACCCCCACCCCCCGCCCCAACCC
Megalops cyprinoides (Indo-Pacific tarpon) is the source of this 2085-nucleotide messenger RNA. Its product is annotated as transcriptional repressor p66-beta-like. Gene Ontology annotation, cellular component: NuRD complex. The coding region runs from base 93 to 2027 and encodes 644 amino acids. Gene Ontology annotation, biological process: negative regulation of transcription by RNA polymerase II. The transcript is spliced from 11 exons. NCBI's taxonomy places the organism in Eukaryota, Metazoa, Chordata, Actinopteri, Elopiformes, Megalopidae. The record is from RefSeq and is a predicted model, not a curated record. Gene Ontology annotation, molecular function: sequence-specific DNA binding.